This is a messenger RNA of Rotaria sp. Silwood2, 1761 nucleotides long. NCBI's taxonomy places the organism in Eukaryota, Metazoa, Rotifera, Eurotatoria, Philodinida, Philodinidae. The record is from the annotation of a GenBank genome assembly.
AUGGAAUCAAACGAUAGCAACACAAAAGAUUGUUCUACUAUAUAUCGUUUUCAAUUUGCAAGUAUAGCUUUUUUAUGUAGUGUUUAUCUUCCAUUUACAUUUCAUUCAAAUAUAUGGUCACUUUAUACACAACCAUUUACAUCAGUUAAUUGUUCAAUGAAUAAAAAUCCAGUUAUUUCUGGAUUAACGUUAAACACCCGAAUAAAAUCAAUACUUCCAAUUCUAAUAAAAAACUAUAAUCGAUCGGAUUGUUGUCCAUGUAAGGAAAUUCUUAAGGGGAAUAUCAAUGAUAAACGUUUAAGGGGUCUUCUUUUACUUGGCUUUAUAAUGGUUAUUGAAUCAUGUGAAUAUAAACAUCGAGCACAAAUUGGUUGUCUUCUUCUUGCUUCUAUACCUAUUUUUGGUAUUAUUAUUGGUGUUACUUAUUUUUUUCUAUUAGAUUGGCGUCAUAUGCAAUUACUUGGUAUUAUUUUAAAUAUCGGAUUAUUAUUUUUUUUUAAAUCUUACUCUUUAAAUUUAGGUGCAUUGAUCACUACAUUAGCACUUUGUUAUCCAUGGUUAAUACCAGAAUCUCGUCGAUGGUAUGUGAAUAGUAAUCGUAUAUCACGUGUCAAUAAACUUUUACAAUUAUGUUCGAGUAAACAAACACCAACAUUAAGUUUAAAUAAAGUUGGUUCACCGGCACCAGCAACUAUGAUUUAUGAUAAACCAAUUUUGUCAACAAAUACUCGUCGUAUUCAAACAGGUUCAAUAUCAUGUUUAUUAAUAAAUCAACAACUUCGUACAAUUACUUGUUGUUUAUUUAUACUCUGGUUUCUUUCAUCAUUCUGCUAUCGAUGCAUCUUUUUUCCAACAAUACUUUCACAUCCAACUAUAAAUUUUGUUUUGAUGAAUGCUACUGAGUUUUUUUCAUUUAUUAUUGCGCUUGUUGUUGCUUAUAAAAUUGGUCGUCGAGCUCCAUUAGCGGUACUUAUUUUAAUUAGUGGUAUUUCUUCUGUUUCAUUAGCAAUUGCAUUACUUGAAACAGGACAUGCAUGGCUUGAAAUAACAUUAUCUUUUGUUGCUCGUGUUUGUUUACGAACGUGUUAUUGUCUUUUGAUUUUAUUUACAGCUGAACUUUAUCCGACAUCAGUUCGAGCGACUGGUUUGGCUAUUGGACUUUCUGGUGAAGUUAUAGCACAAAUUUCAGUUGAACUUCUUCUUUAUUUUACCAUUGAUCGAUUAUUACUUUUAUUUAUAUCUGGUGGUACGCUAUGUCUUUGUUGCUGUUUGAUAUUACCAUUACCUGAAACAAUACUCUAUGAUAUACCUGAUACACUUAAUGAUCUUCAAUCAAUGAAACGUUCAAUACAAGAUGAAAAUGGCAAUAAAAUAUUACAAAAUAAUUCUCAUUAUCAUAUGAUCGAUUCAAAUACACUUACACUUCCUCGUAUAUCAGAAUCAAAUACAAUAGCAUCAGAUCUUAAUGAUUUAUCUUCAUUACAUGCUAAAAUAAUUAUAAAAUCACAACAACAAGAAGAUGGUGAUGAAAAAAGUCUAACGAUUCGUUCUCAACCUGAAACAAUUCAAUUACAUUCAAAUACAUCAUCAAUAAAAGGUUUAUCUAAUCCACUUUAUUUUGCAUCAUUAAAUGAUACAAUCGAUCAAUUUGAUAUUGAACAACAAGCAAAUAAUCGAGUAGUGAUUAGUAUUCGAGGUGCACAAAAUAAUAAUAACAAUAAUAACAAUAACGAAGAAGAACGAGAAAAUACAAAGUUUUAA